AUGUCCGAUUUCAUUGAACCAGAUUUUGUUGCCAAUUCAGCAAGCGAGCCCACGUCAAACCCGUUUGCGGACCCCGUCGCCGAAACGCCCCACGCAUUCGGACGCGGUACUCUUGACGAACCUGUGACCCAAACACUCAAACGGGAUCUGAUACAGAUCAACGCUAGACUAAAACAGGUGGUAUACCCAUCGUUUACAUGUUCAGGGUCAAGCGACUCCGACACCACCACUCCUUCUUCUUCUUUGCAAGGUGACCAUUGUGCAGAUCUGUGGGCCCCGCUUUUGUUCACUAUUGCGUUCAGCGUGGCUCUUUCCCGGGCAUCGUCUCAGUUCCCCCGCAUUUUUGUUCUUUCCUGGGCUUCUUUGGUCGUCCUAGCUGCCCAUCUCACACUUGGCAGCAGUAGUGACCCUGAAGAUAGCGAAAAAAUUCCAUUUUUGGCAGCAGUAUCCACCUGCGGCUACUGCUUUUUCCCACAGGUUAUCAACGCUGUUGGAAGUUCAGUUUUGUUGCCCUUAAUCGUGUCAUUUAUCCGCAACGCACAUUUGAAAUCUCGCAUACUGACCAUUGCUCGACUUGCAAUUUUCGCAGGCUGUGCAUUCUGGUCAUGUCGAUCCUCUGUCAAUGCUACCAGAGCCAGACACUUCAUUAAUCGGUAUCCGCUAGUACUCGUACUGGUAAGUCUAAAUUGGUCGUGUGUGGUGGCAUGA
This is a messenger RNA of Lachancea lanzarotensis, 708 nucleotides long. RefSeq names its product LALA0S01e13300g1_1 (gene YIP4). The transcript has a single exon. Gene Ontology annotation, biological process: endoplasmic reticulum to Golgi vesicle-mediated transport. Gene Ontology annotation, cellular component: trans-Golgi network. Lineage: Eukaryota; Fungi; Ascomycota; Saccharomycetes; Saccharomycetales; Saccharomycetaceae. The record is from RefSeq and is a predicted model, not a curated record. The coding region runs from base 1 to 708 and encodes 235 amino acids.